AUGCCUGGCGUGCGCGACGUCUCUGCUGAGGACUUUAUCACGGCCUACUCGGCCCACCUCAAGCGCUCGGGUAAGCUCGAGAUCCCCACCUGGGUCGACAUUGUCAAGACCGGUUGCCAGAAGGAGCUUGCUCCUUACGACCCCGACUGGUACUACGUCCGCGCCGCGGCCGUUGCCCGUCACAUCUACCUCCGCAAGCACGUCGGUGUUGGCGCCCUCGCCAAGCUCCACGGCACCCAGCACCGUCGUGGUGUCCGCCCCGGCCACCACCGCGACUCGGCCACCGGUGUCGAGCGCAACGUUGUCCAGUCGCUCGAGAAGAUCGGUGUCCUUGAGGCCCACCCCGACGGCGGCCGCAAGAUCUCGCAGGACGGCAUGCGUGACCUUGACCGUAUCGCCACCGCCAUCCUCGAGGCCCAGCGCGACGAGGAGGAGUCCGAGGAGGAGUCUGAGGAGGAGGAGGACGACGAGGAGGAGGCUGAGGAGGACGACGAGUAG
This is a messenger RNA of Apiotrichum porosum, 498 nucleotides long. It is a transcript of the gene RPS19, whose product is annotated as 40S ribosomal protein S19. The transcript has 2 exons. The record is from RefSeq and is a predicted model, not a curated record. Gene Ontology annotation, molecular function: structural constituent of ribosome; RNA binding. Gene Ontology annotation, cellular component: cytosolic small ribosomal subunit; ribosome. Bases 1 to 498 code for a protein of 165 amino acids. NCBI's taxonomy places the organism in Eukaryota, Fungi, Basidiomycota, Tremellomycetes, Trichosporonales, Trichosporonaceae. Gene Ontology annotation, biological process: ribosomal small subunit assembly; translation.